CGUCUCCCUUCUUUUCCUUGGCUCUUUCCGUUCUUCCUCCUAUUCUCUUUUCGUUCAUAUUUCCUACUGUUUUUCUUUGAGCGGGCCCCCGAUUAUGAAUCUUUUUAUUUCUUGGGGUUAUCGACUUCUCCACGGCUAACAUCGCACUCCUUCAGAAUCCAUCUCUCAUAUUCACAGUCACCACUAACAUAGACGGCUCCCUUCAUACCAUUACCCCUAUUAUAAUUACGGACCGCAGGAACUGAGAUAUGACUACGACUAUAUCAACUACAGUUACUGAAGUAAUAGGUAGCGAGGCGCCUGUAUCGAUACCAUCAUCUGCUGUUACAGAGACUACUAGCACGGAUGCGCUACCGCCACUUCCUGUUCAUACAAGCAAUCCUCCACCACUUCCUCUUAGCACAGAAAACCCCACCUCCGCCUCGGCCUCCACCACCUACAACACCAAAACAGGUCCCACAAAGCCAGUUCUACCACCAUCUCCCCCGCCGCCAUCUGACCCACAGCCUGCAGACUCACCCGACUGCAAGGAUGGAAGAUCAGCAACACUACGCAUCCAGACAUACUCCUCAACGAACCAGCUAGCCCUGAUAACUUCCUGUAAGGAUCCUAGAUGCGUAACCGCCCUUCCAGAAGUCGUAAGUUCAGGUCGUCAAACUACUUCUACCCUUGCAGUCUUUGAGGAGCCCACAUCUCCUUUCAGAUGCUUUAAAGGCGCCCCCGAUCCCUCUGACAGUGGACCUGUUUCAAUGCCAACAUCACGCUCCAGCACCGCCAAGAACAAACGCACAAUCGCCAUCCCCAUCCCAGAGGACUUUGACGACCAACCACCACGGCGCAUAAACAAAUUCAUCGUGGACCAGAUGGUGAUAGCUCAAUUACACGGGAAUAUUAUCCCCAUAGCCGGCAAUGGGGAUAGCCCUGUUGGUGGUAUUUCAUCAGGUAUCCACGGCGGCUCAUCUGUGAUGGUAAUCGCUCAGCGUACAAUCUGGAUCGCUUACUUCUGGGAAAUUCCCAUAUUUUCAAAUGAGGGGUCAGUGCGAAUGGCAACCUCGACGAUAGUGUUACCCCCAUUACAGAUGCUCUAUUUCGCUCUCAUGUGCUCGACAUCUUUAGGUUCGGGAACGUUACACUCAGCGGUGCGAGCUCGCAAUCUUUCCUAGGCCUAUCUCAGAGCUGUUAUUAUAGAUUAUAUUACCAUUCAGCUAGACCAACCAUUUCGCAAGUUAAAGCACGGUACCAUCCCCAUCCAAUGUGAUCCGAACCAACAGCCGCCAGGUCAGCAAGACUGUAAGGCGA
Lindgomyces ingoldianus is the source of this 1299-nucleotide messenger RNA. RefSeq lists its product as uncharacterized. Bases 249 to 1163 code for a protein of 304 amino acids. NCBI's taxonomy places the organism in Eukaryota, Fungi, Ascomycota, Dothideomycetes, Pleosporales, Lindgomycetaceae. The transcript has 4 exons. The record is from RefSeq and is a predicted model, not a curated record.